AUGUACCGGGAACUCAGGCACGCAGUAGCGGAUCGAGAGGGGGUGGCCGGGGGAAAAGAUAAACAGGAAAAAGGUCGUUUUGGCCACAUUGCCACAAAUGUUGGCUUCCAUCCAAACUCGAACAUUACCACAUAUGUUGGCCUCUCCGUCAAAAGUUGUCCAGAUCCGCCACUGUACGCACUUAUGCACAUUGUGCAUUUUUUAACAGCGAAAACAAUGACAGACAGCAACUGCAUGAAUCACGUCAAAACAGCAGCCAAAUUUGCUAUCCCAUCAAAAAGAGCUUUAGGAACAACAAAACUGCCGGACAAAUAA
Molecule: messenger RNA, 315 nt
Organism: Helobdella robusta
Lineage: Eukaryota; Metazoa; Annelida; Clitellata; Rhynchobdellida; Glossiphoniidae
Exons: 4
Coding region: 1-315 (104 amino acids)
Source: RefSeq, a predicted model, not a curated record